UCUUCAGAAGUCCUCUCUUGGGAGACUCCAGUGUAUAUAUUAUAUAAAUAAUAAUUAAAAUUGCCCUUAAAAUAAGGUCCUAUUGUUAAAUAUAAAAAUCAAUAUUCAAUGACGUCACGAGCCCUUAAACAUGUGUGUGGCACAUUUCAGUGACAACAUAUGUGUUACUGAAAUGAUCAAUGAAACCAUUUUUCUGAAACAACAAUAUACACAUAACAAUAAUAUAUAUAUAUAGCUAUGUGCGGAAUCCCCCUCCAGGUGCGUAACAAUAAUUAUUGAGGGCCCUUGAGUAAAUAUUAUUUGCGUGUGCGCUUUACUCGAGAAGAGGGUCUUCCAGAUCAGACUCGCGUUUCACGAUUAAACAAUGGAGAGUCAUCAGAGGCUAGAUUUGGAUAAACCCCUUUGGGAUCUUAAUACAUUCAUUGGACGAUGGAAACAUUUUGCAUGGGUUACAGAUUUUAGAACAUGUGUUGCUUCCGAAAAAGAUCUUUUGGCAGCUAAGAAAUUGUGCGAAGAUUAUAGGUUGGGCAUAGAGCCAGCGGGCACAACCCGAGAUCAAGUAAUAUAUGCGAAAAAAUUAUAUGAAUCUGCUUUUCAUCCAGAUACUGGUGAUUUGCAAAAUGUUUUUGGCCGAAUGUCCUUUCAAGUGCCAGGAGGAAUGGCUAUUACUGGUGCUAUGCUACAAUUUUAUAGGAGCACAACGGCCGUUGUAUUUUGGCAAUGGGUCAAUCAAUCCUUUAAUGCCCUAGUCAAUUAUACCAAUAGAAAUGCAAAUAGUCCAAUUUCAACUGUUCAAUUGGGUUUAGCUUAUGCAAGUGCAACAACAGCUGCUAUGGUUACGGCAAUUGGUUGCAAAUCAUUUUGGGGAAAAAGAGCAAAUCCUCUUUUUGCAAGAUACGUUCCAUUUGCUGCUGUCGCUGCCGCAAACUGUGUCAAUAUUCCUCUGAUGAGACAAACGGAAAUAGGUGGCGGAAUAGAACUAACCGAUGAGGAUGGAAAAAAACUUACACGAUCAAAGAUUGCAGCUGUGAAAGGCAUCUCUCAAGUUGUCAUCUCAAGGAUUAUCAUGUGUGCUCCCGGAAUGUUGAUCUUACCGCCUAUUAUGGAAAGAUUGGAGAAAUAUAAUUGGAUGAAGAAGAUAACUCCACUUCAUGGACCAAUUCAAGUUCUGUUUGUCGGAUGCUUCCUUGUUUUUAUGGUACCAACAGCAUGUGCUCUAUUUCCUCAAAGAUGCUCAAUAUCAACAACUACAUUAAAGAAAUGGGAACCUGAAAAUUAUGAGCUACUGAAGAAAAAUUGUGAAGGAAAAGAAGUACCGGCUUAUCUUUACUUCAAUAAAGGAUUAUAAAUAAGGAAAUUAAUUUUUUUUUCUCAAAAAAAAAAAUAAAUUUAAUGUUUUUUGAGAGUUCUAGAAAAUAGAGAAAGAAAAUAAUCGGCAAAAUCUACUAUUUUAAUGCUGCCGCUAAAGGUCUUCCAGAAAUAAUCAAUCUAUAUAAUAUACAAACUGAUGAAUCUAGAUUAGAUAUAGAGGAUAUAUAAAGCACAGAAGAAGGUUAAAUUUAUUCUGCAUUUGUUUUUUGAAAAUUAUUGAAAAGAAAAUGUAAUAAUUAUUAUUUAAUGCAACAAUUUUUUAAGUAAAUUUCAUUUUUCGUCAUUACUUAGAAACUGAAUAAGUAACUAUAAAAAUUUUUUUUUAUUUUAUUUCACUUGGUAUUUUUUUCCACAACAAAAAUAAUAAUUAUAUAUCUAUAUUAUAUGUAAGUCUGCUCAUGUAAAGUUAUCAGCAAACUAAUAUUUUCAACUAAACAUAUAUUAUUGUAAAUGUGAUUGUGUUAAACUGGAAAUGAUAAAAAGUUACGUCAUUAUUGAUGCGUAAAUAUCAAAUAAAAUAAUGGAUAAAUU
Leptopilina boulardi is the source of this 1902-nucleotide messenger RNA. It is a transcript of the gene Sfxn2, whose product is annotated as sideroflexin-2. The transcript has 9 exons. The record is from RefSeq and is a predicted model, not a curated record. Bases 365 to 1348 code for a protein of 327 amino acids. Gene Ontology annotation, biological process: serine import into mitochondrion; monoatomic ion transport. Gene Ontology annotation, cellular component: mitochondrial inner membrane. Gene Ontology annotation, molecular function: monoatomic ion transmembrane transporter activity. Lineage: Eukaryota; Metazoa; Arthropoda; Insecta; Hymenoptera; Figitidae.